UCCAUAGUAACGCGCCGUUGCGGAGGCUGAGCGGCGGGACACGGGGGCACCUGUGGCGGACACGCGGAUUACUUUCUAGAAACUCCUCAAUCUCUUUUUGUUUUUUUGUUUUGUUUACAGCUUCAAAAUCCGUGGAAAUGUUCAACAGUAAUUUCAGGGACUUUGAUGAAGACCCGUUCUUCUCGGAUCCGUUCCGGGCACACAGGGAACACAUGCGGCAGAUGAUGCGUAGCUUCUCGGAGCCCUUUGGCGGGCCCUCGAUGCCCAGUAUAAUGGACGGGAGAGGCCGUGGUCACGACAUGGCCGAGCACCCCGGCUCGUCAGUGGCACUGAGGGACGAACACAGGGAUUUGAGCCGGUCACUGUUGCCCUUCGGCAGUACCGACAGCACGGACAUGAUGAGGAACCCGUUCGGCAUGUUCGACAACGUGAUGGCCAACAUGCGAAACAGAAUGCAGGACAUGAACCGAAACUUUGAGAACAUGUCCACAGAUUCAAACACCCACUCGUUCAGCUCCUCAUCAGUCAUGACAUAUUCAAAGGUUGGGAAUGAGCCUCCCAAGGUCUUCCAGGCAAGCUCGUCGACGCGCCGUGCCCCUGGAGGGAUCAAAGAGAUCCGGCGAGCAGUUAAAGACUCCGACAGCGGUCUGGAGAAGAUGUCAAUCGGUCACCACAUCGAGGACAGGGGACAUGUUGUCGAAAAGAAAUUCAACAAGAAAACCGGAGAGAAAGAGUUCAACCAGGACUUUCAGAACUUGGAUGAAUCUGAAGCACAGACCUUUGACGAUGAGUGGCAGCAGGAGUUGUCCAAGUUCAAACCAUCUGGCCCCCUCUCUCGCCUGGAGGAAGCCCGACCCCGAGCCGUCCGCCGGGAGGCCCUCGCCGGCCCCGAGCCGGCCCACAGAGACCAAUCAAAGGGCAAGGCUGAGGGGAAAAGCAACAUGAAGGGCUCAGACUCGACAAGGCCGUGAAACCACCUGCCCCCCACCACCACCACCACACACACACACACACACACACACACACACACACCCUGGGUUCAUCAACAAGCGGACAGAAUCAAAAGCCACUGACCGAGAUUUUGAAAUAUAUGAGAGACUAGACAUUUUACAUCACUGCUGCCCAUCUGCCAAUUCGUCUUGCACAAUAUGAAAAUCCACUCGCCGAGAACCUGCUGGAGGUGUCUGCCCCAUUACCACCGGACUUUUCUUUUUUUUUCAGGGAGCAGAUUACUCCUAUCUCAGUGUUCAUAUUUUGAAUCUUAUUAUACAGAUAACACUUGAGUUGAAAAAUGUAUCGAUAGCAGGACACUUUUAGCGAGGUACUAAAAAAAUCUAAAAUCCUAUACGCUUUAGAGAAUGGUUGGCAGGAGCAUUAAGUACACGUGACGUGUGUUGGCCGUAGCACAUGCUAAACCAGUGGUGUAAAACUAUAACAACAUUUAUGUUCUCAUACAUAGGCAAACCUUACAUCAAUAAACAUUAUCAGUCAAACAGUAAUUCAUUUAUGUCAUUUUCCAUUCAGAUUAAUCACAUUUGCCCCAGGUGUGGCAUUCUGAUGAUGUCAUGUGUUUCUCAUAUUCUGUCAUCUUCCUGUUGCAACAAGACACAAGAUUAGUGAUGUAUUGACUGUUUGAAAUCCACUAAUGCACUUGGACAAUGUCUAAAUUGUCUGUCUGUAAUUAUAUUGUCUUGUGACCGAUGUUCUAGAUAUGUGUAUUUUAUCUGCUGUAACCUUUGUAAAAAGAAAAAUAAUUCUCUUCCCUUUUUAUAUUGUUUCUCUUGUUUUUCAUCUGAUGGAACUGUGCAGCGUGGCACAAACUCUUGACAACGUCUGGAUUAUUUUCAUUAAUUCCAAGCUUUGCUCAACAAGGACUAUCGUCUGAAAAUAAAAGAAAUGUCAAAAUUCAAAGAUUAA
Molecule: messenger RNA, 1917 nt
Organism: Scophthalmus maximus (turbot)
Lineage: Eukaryota; Metazoa; Chordata; Actinopteri; Pleuronectiformes; Scophthalmidae
Gene: mlf1
Product: myeloid leukemia factor 1
Exons: 8
Coding region: 138-971 (277 amino acids)
Biological process (GO): regulation of DNA-templated transcription
Cellular component (GO): cytoplasm; nucleus
Source: RefSeq, a predicted model, not a curated record